ACAGAUAUUUCUGAUCUUUCAGUUGUCUCGUAUUGCAAAAGUUAUGUAUAUGCUAGUGGUAAAAACUGCGUAAAUUAGAAAUUGUGAUUGAAUUAAUGCAAUAAGUAUGCAUUCAGUGACUGAAUUUGGAAGUACAGUGCCGGCUUUUUUAGGAAAAUUAUGGCGACUUGUGGAAGAUCCAGAAACAGAUCAUUUAAUUUCAUGGAGUUCGGAUGGUUUGAGUUUUGUGAUUCGAAAUCAGGCUCAAUUUGCACGUGAAUUACUUCCUCUGAACUACAAGCACAACAAUAUGGCUAGUUUUAUUCGACAAUUAAAUAUGUAUGGUUUUCAUAAGGUUGCUUCUGCUGAAACUGGUAGUCUCAAAUUUGAUAAAGACGAAAUUGAAUUUUCUCACAUGUGCUUUUUAAAAGGCCAUCCAUACUUGCUUGAACACAUAAAAAGAAAG
Molecule: messenger RNA, 445 nt
Organism: Ctenocephalides felis (cat flea)
Lineage: Eukaryota; Metazoa; Arthropoda; Insecta; Siphonaptera; Pulicidae
Product: heat shock factor protein-like
Exons: 3
Biological process (GO): regulation of DNA-templated transcription
Molecular function (GO): sequence-specific DNA binding; DNA-binding transcription factor activity
Source: RefSeq, a predicted model, not a curated record